GUUGAUUGGCGAAGCGAGGAACAACCCGGAAGUAAGCCUACUCGUCUCAGCUCAGGUGUGACAUGUCAUGUCCCCCGCAGGGAGAUCCGGUGUAGGAGAUGCGAGCUGCGUUGCGUCUUGUUGCAGUGGCGGUCCCAAUGGGGGUGCUGCUGUCUCGGACCAUGGCUUGGAUGUCCAGUGGCAAAACGCACCAAGAGCUCAUGACCAGACUUAGAGAUCACGGUGUGAUCCACAGUGUCCGAGUGUUUGAUGCCAUGCUGGCCACAGACAGAGGAAUCUACUCCAGAGAUUACCCAUAUGCAGACUCUCCACAGUCCAUAGGCUUUAGGGCCACCAUCAGUGCACCACACAUGCACGCGCAUGCCUUAGAGCUGCUGAGCGACAAACUCACUGAAGGGGCGUCGGCCUUGGACGUGGGCUCAGGAAGCGGAUAUCUCACGGCCUGCUUUGCACGAAUGGUAAGUAGCGCGAGGAUUAGGGUUCACUCACUGGCUGCCCGGCUCUUGUGCGUGCAGACAGGUAAGAGCGGCAGAGUGGUGGGAGUUGAACACAUUGACGAGCUGGUUCAAAGUUCAAUAAAAAACGUCCAAGCUGAUGACCCGGAACUUAUCUCCUCUGGACGCAUCCGACUUGUUGUGGGAGACGGAAGGCUCGGGUACCCAGAGGGAGCGCCGUAUGACGCUAUUCACGUCGGUGCAGCUGCAGCCACCAUUCCUAAGGCGCUCUUGGAGCAGCUGAAGCCUGGCGGACGGUUGGUGCUCCCUGUGGGCCCCGAUGGCGGCAGUCAGGUGCUCGAACAAUACGACCGCCAGAGUGACGGUACCUUCCUCAAAAGAGCUCUGAUGGGAGUUGUUUACGUCCCCUUGACAGACAAGAGGCGACAAUGGCCCGGAGACGAGCUCUGACUGCAGUAAUAUUUCCACUGUGGGAGGGGGCGCUGCUGCUGCAUGCCUUCAGCCCCAUGUUUCCUUUUGCACAAGGAGGAUUUCUGUUUGCCUCUUCUGUCUUCCAAGAGUGCAAUAACAGUGAGCGUCUAAAUAAGUAAUAACUGUGUGCGUUUGUUUUUUCUGACGAAUGUUGGAGUUUGAAUAGUUUAAGCUAGUGUGCCAAGAGCCUGAACUGCAACAGCAAAGCGCAAAACAAGCCACGCAAUAACAACUACAGAAGCUUAAAAUUAAUUAUAUUUCAGGCCUACAAGUGUUUUUUACAUACAGUAUAUCUACAUUACUAUGUAAAAUAUGCUGCUGAGAUUGUGCCAUAACAUGAUUUGUUCAAAAAUAUAUGUUAUGUUUGAUCAGAUUUGUUAGAAACAACUGUCACACUGCAUAUGCGACAUAAGCUACACACAUAAAAUCAAAUUAAACUGCACACUAAUAAGGGCAUAUAUAGUGAUAUUUCAUAAAUAUUGUCAGUAUUGAUAUAGCUUACCCACCUUGUAACUGAGUGUUUUAAUCCACACUGAAAAAAUCAAAUGUAAAUGAUUAUAUUUUCAUUAAAUAUUACUUUUGCA
Messenger RNA from Nerophis ophidion (straightnose pipefish), 1510 nucleotides. It is a transcript of the gene pcmtl, whose product is annotated as l-isoaspartyl protein carboxyl methyltransferase, like. Lineage: Eukaryota; Metazoa; Chordata; Actinopteri; Syngnathiformes; Syngnathidae. Gene Ontology annotation, molecular function: protein-L-isoaspartate (D-aspartate) O-methyltransferase activity. The record is from RefSeq and is a predicted model, not a curated record. Gene Ontology annotation, biological process: protein modification process. Bases 99 to 905 code for a protein of 268 amino acids. Gene Ontology annotation, cellular component: cytoplasm. The transcript is spliced from 8 exons.